Paramecium tetraurelia is the source of this 1560-nucleotide messenger RNA. RefSeq lists its product as uncharacterized. The transcript has 4 exons. NCBI's taxonomy places the organism in Eukaryota, Ciliophora, Oligohymenophorea, Peniculida, Parameciidae. The record is from RefSeq and is a predicted model, not a curated record.
AUGAAUUUAGCAAUUUCAUCAAGCUCAGAAGAAGAAUCCUCUUAUAAUGCUAAAGAAUAAGACAGAAUAUUAAAGAAUUCAAAUAUUUUUAAAUAGAAAGCCAACUCUCAUUUGAACUGUUUAAAGCAUCCAAAUAAAAAAGCUAAGUACUAUGCCUAAAACGAUAAGCGAACAUUCUUUUGUUCUAAAUGCGCCUUGAAUUUGGCAUUGAAGGGUCACAAAAUAGAAGAAAGUGCUGGAACAGAAUUAGAAUUCCAAAGGCAAAUGAGAAUAAAUUAAUUUUAGGAAUUGAUGAAAUAAACCUUAUUGGCUUGCAAUUCUAAAAUUAUAGACUUAAAUAACCUUUAGAUUAGUCAAAAGUAAUUGCUUGAAGAUUAAAAAACUAAUUGCAUAAAAUUUUUUGAAUAGGUAAUUGAAACAGCUCAAUAAUUAAAAUUAACAUACAUACAAAAGUUUCAACAUGAUCAUUCAAAUUUAGAAUAGAAUAUAUUAGAUUGUCAACAAGCUGUGACGAAUUAUGAGAAGCAAUUGUAGUAAUUUUAAAUUGACAUCGAAAAAAACCACACAAACAUAGUUAAAAAGAUGGAAAUGAAGCCAUUUGAUGAUAUAAUGCAGAGAUAUGAGAAGAGAGUUAGAAACAUUUAACAAUUAUUAUCAGAAAUGAAACUAGAAUCUGGAGUAAAAAUCAAUUAGUUUGAUUAAUCUUCAAUUUUAACAUUCAUGAAUAAAAUGUGCUACAAUAUAUUGUUGAAUGAUACAUCAUAAUAAUCAAUUAAAUCUAGAAGCAAUUCAAUCAAUUUUAAUAAUCCUUCGAUUGAUAUGAAAAAAAUGACGAUAUCUACCAGAGCACAUUCUCGAACACAAUUAAAGAUAGCAAUAGCUAAAAUCCACCAUCUCCAAUAUCAAAAUUGCCGAUUUAUAAAAGUAAUGGAUCUAAUCCAAUUUCAACAAUCCAGAAUUCAAGAAGAGAGAGCAACUCUAAUACCCCAGAAAGUUGGAAUCAUACCAAUAUCCAAAAUUGUGAUCAAUAAUCACAAAUACCAUAAUAGGUCAAUAGUCAUAAUGUUUAGUUUGAAUGAGUAGCCAAUUGCGAUCAAUCAAUAAUAGUAACCUAGUGAGAAGUUCAGUGUACAAGAAAUUGUCAAAUUGGAACAACCUAAAAAUUUAGAAAUAACUCCUUUGAUUCAUUAGAAAAGUUAAACGAUCUUGCCAUAAUCUAUUAAGAUUUAUAAUAGUUAAAGAAAUCAAUAUGAUUCAAACACAAUUAAUAAAUCUUAAGAUUAAAAAUAAAGAAAAAAACAGCCCUCUGUGGAUUAAAUUGAAUAGAAGAGAUUUUAUAUCCUAAAUCAGAAUUAAUAAAAGCCACAAUCACAAUAGUAAGAGGACACCUUGAAGGAUAGAAUUUUUAAAGAAUUAAGUGGACAUUCCAGUGAAUCUGUUUACAAUUAAGUAUUAAAAAUAAAUACUACAUAAUAAAAAACGAAAAAGGGAAAGGAGAACACUCAAAUUGAUUGGACAGGUAGUUUAAGAAAUAAGCAAAAUUUAUUAGCAAAAAAAUGA